This is a messenger RNA of Cuscuta campestris, 1656 nucleotides long. The record is from the annotation of a GenBank genome assembly. NCBI's taxonomy places the organism in Eukaryota, Viridiplantae, Streptophyta, Magnoliopsida, Solanales, Convolvulaceae.
CCCUAACCAUUUUUGGCCAUGAGUAUUCGAAAGUGUCACAUUUUCGGUCAAAUAAGAUUGCUGAUUUUUUUUUUUGAAAUAACUGCAUUAAUCUUCCACCUCAUGUGAAGCUCAUGCAUUUCAUCACCUAUCCCUUCUUCCAUCUCCACACAAAAAUCACACUAAUCCUUUUUCUAUCAUACUGUAAAUUUCUAUCAGAGAUUUGAACAUGGGGGAAAUUCUAAGGUGAGAGGGUUUUGAUUGAGUUCUGUUGAAGGGUUCUUCAGAUUUGCAUAUUCCAUUCUCAGUUUGAACUUUGGCCAUUUGAGCUUCUUCUGCUUCAUCAGGCUUUCAAGCAGAAUGGUGACAAGAACAGUGGACCUCCGGUCGGACACAGUGACUAAGCCAACGGAAGGAAUGCGGGCUGCAAUGGCAAGUGCUGAAGUAGAUGAUGAUGUGUUGGGCUAUGACCCAACAGCCCAACGUCUUGAAGCUGAGAUUGCUGCGGUAAUGGGGAAAGAAGCGGGCCUCUAUGUUCCUUCGGGCACCAUGGGUAACCUGAUAAGCGUGCUCACUCAUUGUCCGAUUAGGGGAAGUGAAGUGAUUCUUGGUGAUUAUUCACAUAUCCACAUUUAUGAAAAUGGUGGCAUCUCCACCAUUGGAGGCAUCCAUCCAAGGACAAUAAGAAACAAUGAUGAUGGGACGAUGGAUCUUGAUCUCAUUGAAGCCGCAAUCCGAGAUCUUAAAUUUGAAUUAUGUUUUCCCACCACUAGACUCAUCUGCUUGGAGAAUUCACAUGCACACUCUGGUGGUAGAUGCCUCUCAGUAGAGUAUACAGACAAAGUUGGAGAAUUAGCAAAGAAACAUGGCCUCAAACUUCAUAUCGAUGGAGCCCGCAUUUUUAAUGCAUCUAUCGCACUCGGUGUCCAACCUAGCAGGCUUGUGCAGGCUGCAGACUCAGUUUCUGUUUGUUUGUCAAAAGGGCUGGGUGCUCCAGUAGGAAGUGUUGUCGUUGGUUCAAAGAGCUUCAUUGACAGGGCAAAGAUCAUGAGGAAGACCUUAGGGGGUGGGAUGAGACAGGUUGGCAUCCUGUGUGCUGCUGCACUCGUUGCGUUUCAAGAAAACGUUUGUAAGCUCGAAGGGGACCACAAAAGGGCUAAGCUUUUAGCCGAGAAACUUGACAAAAUAAGUGGGCUCAAAGUUGAUGUUGCUGCCGUUGAGACGAACAUCGUAUACUGCGAUAUACUUGAGGAGGCAAAUGUAACGGGAUCCGAGUUAUGCAAGACCUUAGCUGGACUUGGCAUUCUUGCCUUUCCAGAAGGCCGACUAAGAAUCAGGUUUGUGAUUCACCACCAGAUUUCGGAUUCCGAUGUGCAGUAUGCAAUAUCCUGCAUUCAGAGAGCUAUGGCAAGAGGAGUGGCAAACGGAGAUUGUAGCCAUUGAAGCUAUGCCUUAUGGUCUCUUUCUCCUUCAACAAUUUCUACUUUGGUACGGAGUAUUUGGUAAAUAAUUCCAUCCCAAGUGCCUUUCCAGUUUUUGUAUUCUAAGAAAUGAAUCUGUAACAAAAAAUUGUUGUGAACUUAAUAAAUAUUUCUCUUUUUUUAUCGAGAAAUUUUGGUAUAUUGUGACAUUUUACGAGGGAGAUGUAUGUGUUGGCAAUUAAUUGGAUUGUAAUAU